AUGAUUGGUGCUACAUUAUCUGAUCUUCGAGCAUUGGUCAUUUCUUUGCAAGAGGAAAUAAACGCUCUCAAGUCUACUCGCACUGACACAGCCCAGAUAUCACCUUCUGUCGACUAUGAAGAUAUAAUUCAAGAAAUAAACGACAUACAGUCUAGGAAGAAAAAAUUAAUUAUCUUUGGGGUUCAAGAGAGUGCAGAUCAGUCCAACGCGCAAAAGAGGGCUCAUGACACUGAACAAGUCAAAAAGAUUCUACAGGUCUUGGAUCGUGAUGUUAAUGCCGAUAGUAUUAAGCCGAUUAGACUAGGAUCUAUCAAAGCUGGUAUAAUGAGGCCCAUGAAAAUAACACUUGGGGAUGAAGAUGAUGUUCGUGCUUGUAUUAAGUCAGCUAGCAACUUAAAGAGGAGCAAUGUUUUCUCCAGGACUAGUAUCUCAUUUGAUCGUACACCUCGACAGAUCUUGCAUUAUAAAAAACUGAAACAGGAGAUGGAAGAACGCUCUGCAAGAGGUGAAGACGGCUCAAAGAUCAAGUACGCUCGUGGUGUCCCUAGAAUCGUUUCGGAAAACUAG
Molecule: messenger RNA, 567 nt
Organism: Acanthoscelides obtectus
Lineage: Eukaryota; Metazoa; Arthropoda; Insecta; Coleoptera; Chrysomelidae
Source: the annotation of a GenBank genome assembly